Molecule: messenger RNA, 1334 nt
Organism: Rhizophagus irregularis DAOM 181602=DAOM 197198
Lineage: Eukaryota; Fungi; Glomeromycota; Glomeromycetes; Glomerales; Glomeraceae
Product: 26S protease regulatory subunit 10B
Biological process (GO): positive regulation of RNA polymerase II transcription preinitiation complex assembly
Cellular component (GO): proteasome regulatory particle, base subcomplex; cytosolic proteasome complex
Molecular function (GO): proteasome-activating activity; ATP binding; ATP hydrolysis activity
Source: RefSeq, a predicted model, not a curated record
ACUGCUCGUUUUUGAUUUAUUUGAUUUUCUAGCAUUUUCCGUAGUCUGCAAUGGCUUCCUCUUCAGAUCCGGACAGGCGCAAAAAAGCUUUACAAGAUUAUCGAAAAAAAUUAUUAGAACACCGCGAGAUAGAUGCGAAAGUUAAAGAAUUUCGCCUCGGUCUUCGUGAUCUUGAAAAACAAUAUGAAAAAACGGAAGAUGAUAUAAAAGCAUUACAAAGCGUCGGUCAAAUUAUAGGCGAAGUAUUAAAACAACUGGAUGAGGAACGAUUUAUCGUGAAAGCAUCAUCUGGACCGCGUUAUGUUGUAGGAUGCCGUAAUAAAGUAAAUAAAGAAAAACUCAAACAAGGCACAAGAGUUGCAUUAGAUAUGACAACUUUAACAAUUAUGCGAAUGUUACCAAGAGAAGUCGAUCCAUUGGUAUAUAAUAUGAGUUUAGAAGAUCCGGGUAAGGUAAAUUUUGCUGGUAUUGGUGGACUUGGUGAGCAAAUCCGUGAAUUAAGAGAGGUUAUAGAGUUGCCUCUGAUGAAUCCGGAACUUUUUCUUCGAGUUGGUAUUAAACCACCAAAGGGUGUACUCUUAUAUGGACCACCAGGUACUGGCAAAACUCUCCUUGCCCGUGCUGUUGCUAGUACACUUGAAACAAAUUUCUUGAAAGUUGUUUCAAGUGCUAUUGUUGAUAAGUAUAUUGGGGAAAGUGCACGGUUAAUUAGAGAAAUGUUUGGAUAUGCCAAGGACCACGAACCAUGCAUUAUAUUCAUGGAUGAAAUUGAUGCAAUUGGUGGCAGACGUUUUUCUGAAGGUACAAGUGCCGAUCGGGAAAUUCAAAGAACUUUGAUGGAGCUUUUAAAUCAAAUGGAUGGAUUUGACUAUCUGGGACAAACUAAAUUAAUCAUGGCUACAAAUCGACCCGAUACUUUGGAUCCAGCUUUGCUACGACCUGGUCGAUUGGACCGAAAAAUUGAAAUUCCUUUGCCUAACGAACAAGGUCGCCUUGAAAUCUUGAAAAUUCAUUCAUCUCCUAUUACAAAACAUGGUGAAAUUGAUUAUGAGGCUAUUGUUAAGCUGUCCGAUGGAUUCAAUGGCGCAGAUUUACGUAAUGUUUGCACGGAAGCAGGUAUGUUUGCAAUUCGUGAUGAACGAGAUUUUGUUCAACAAGAAGAUUUUAUGAAAGCAGUUAGAAAAGUUGCAGAUGCAAAGAAAUUAGAAUCCAAAUUGGAUUACGAAAAAUUAUAAUUUAAUAAAUUAAAAACUUUAUACUUUAUGAUUUCUGUAUAAUAAGCAAUGAUCUCCAUCUCUAUAACAUCCCAUUAUCAACUCAUAAUUAUAAAAAAA